AUAACCGAAGUAUACAUAUAAACACAUAUAUAAAUUACAUAAUUUCUAUGGAACUAGAUAUUACACAAGAAGUGAGUUAUAAUAUCUGGUGGGAUAUAUUAAAUGUAUAAUGUCAAAUGGGUUCUAAAAUAUUACAUAAGAAGUGAAUUACACGUGUCAAUUGAUGGUCCCCUCGUCGAAUGCAAUCAAAAUGCUUUUGUUGUAACUUUGUAUUCUUAUCGGUGUUUCUGUUUGUACUUUUUAUUUAAAACCUUCCAAAUUAGUGUACAUGACUAUUUACUGAAUUUAGUAAACUAUAUAUGUACACAUAAUAAUUAUGUUGAAAUAUGAAUAAAAAAUAAUCAAACUUUUGGACCCAUUUUUUUUUUCUUUCUUUCAGCUUGACGUAAACUUGUAUUGAACGUAUGUCAUUAAAUAUUAGACGUGGAGAUUGGAAGUGUGUAACUACUACUCACCCGUACGAGAAUAUUCCAAAUGAAUAACAGCACUAAUAGUAACAAUAUUAUAUUUCAUUACUGUAUAUAUCAUAUAUGUGAUGGAGAUAUGUAAGUAUAUAUACACACGCGCAUAACAUGACCACAAAGCAUACAGCAUAUACCCAUAAAUCGAGAGAAGCAGAGACCGGGGAAGGGAUGGGGAGGAGACCUUGCUGUGCAAAGGAGGGUUUGAACAGAGGAGCAUGGACUGCCCACGAGGACAAGAUCCUCAUAGACUACAUUAAAUCCCACGGCGAAGGCGGGUGGAGAAACCUUCCUAAACAAGCAGGUUUGAAGAGAUGCGGCAAGAGUUGUAGGCUUCGUUGGUUGAAUUAUUUGAGACCAGACAUUAAGAGAGGUAACAUAUCAGCCGACGAGGAAGAACUCAUUAUCAGACUGCACAAGCUCCUGGGUAACAGAUGGUCUUUAAUUGCUGGGAGGCUUCCAGGGCGAACAGACAAUGAAAUCAAGAACUACUGGAACACUAACCUGGGAAAAAAGGUUCAACAACGAAAAACUCGAUCCAACGCCGUUUCAGCUUCAAAUGAUAAUCUUGAUAAGGAUUCAAAAAUAGUACGCACCAAAGCGACCAAGUGCACCAAGAAGGUGGUGAUCAACUCCCAAAGCACCAGUGAUGGAGUAGGACAAACGACGCCGUUCAUGGAUACAGUCAGAAAACAGGGAGAUUUCAAUGGAUUAUUGUCGUUUGGUUGCCAAGAAAAUGACACAUCGGAUUUCAUGAUGAUGGAUUGCUUCAACAUGGAUGAUUUUUUCUUAUCGGAUCUUGUCGACUCUCCCGGUUUCUCCGAUUUUAUUAGCUUCAAUUACAGCAGCGAUUUAAAUCCACCUGUAGAUCACCCGCAAGAAAUAGUGCAAGACUCGAAUACUGGCUCAAAUUUACCAUAGUUCUUUUACUUUCAGACGUUGAGACUGCAACAGAUAUGACUAGGAGAAUAAGCAUAUUAUGUGCGUAUAU
Molecule: messenger RNA, 1452 nt
Organism: Carica papaya (papaya)
Lineage: Eukaryota; Viridiplantae; Streptophyta; Magnoliopsida; Brassicales; Caricaceae
Product: Stress responsive alpha-beta barrel domain protein
Source: RefSeq, a predicted model, not a curated record